This is a messenger RNA of Lotus japonicus, 1377 nucleotides long. RefSeq names its product leucoanthocyanidin dioxygenase. NCBI's taxonomy places the organism in Eukaryota, Viridiplantae, Streptophyta, Magnoliopsida, Fabales, Fabaceae. The record is from RefSeq and is a predicted model, not a curated record. The coding region runs from base 74 to 1141 and encodes 355 amino acids. The transcript is spliced from 2 exons.
CUGAAUAUGAAGUUAAAAGUGGAAGAGAACACAAUAGUGUCAUAGAAUAAAAGAAAAAGAACCUAGCAUUGUAAUGGCGCCUACUGUUGUUGAGAGAGUUGAAAGCUUAUCGGGCAGUGGGAUACAAUCUAUCCCAAAGGAAUAUGUAAGGCCAAAAGAAGAGCUGGCAAACAUAGGCGACGUUUUUGAGGAGGAAAAGAAAGUUGGGCCUCAAGUUCCGACGAUUGACUUGAAAGAUAUAGACUCGCCGGACGAGUUUGUUCGGGCCAAGUGCAGGGAGAAGCUUAGGAAGGCAGCCGAGGAGUGGGGGGUGAUGCACUUGGUGAAUCAUGGGAUCCCGGACGAGCUCCUAAACCAAUUGAAGAGUGCUGGGGCAGAGUUUUUCUCUUUGCCGGUCGAGGAGAAGGAGAAGUAUGCAAAUGACCAGGCGGCCGGGAAUGUGCAAGGGUACGGGAGCAAGCUGGCCAACAAUGCCAGUGGUCAGCUUGAAUGGGAAGAUUACUUCUUCCACCUUAUCUUUCCAGAAGACAAGCGUGACCUCUCCAUCUGGCCCAAGACACCAUCAUAUUAUACGGAAGUUACCAGCGACUAUGCAAGGCGACUAAGAGUGCUUGCGAGCAAGAUACUGGAAGUGCUAUCUCUGGAAUUGGGUCUCGAAGAAGGAAGGUUAGAGAAGGAAGUUGGUGGAAUGGAAGAGCUUCUACUUCAGAUGAAAAUCAACUACUACCCAAAAUGCCCCCAGCCAGAGCUAGCUCUUGGAGUUGAAGCCCACACCGACAUAAGUGCACUCACUUUCCUCCUCCACAACAUGGUCCCAGGCCUGCAGCUUUUCUACGAAGGAAAAUGGGUCACGGCAAAAUGCGUUCCUGAUUCAAUCCUCAUGCACAUUGGUGACACCACUGAGAUUUUAAGCAAUGGUAAGUUCAAGAGCAUUCUUCACAGGGGUUUGGUGAACAAGGAAAAAGUUAGAAUAUCUUGGGCAGUGUUCUGUGAACCCCCUAAGGAGAAAAUCAUCCUCAAGCCACUGCCUGAGCUUGUGACUGAGACCGAACCAGCGCGGUUUCCGCCACGCACUUUUGCUCAGCAUAUUCAUCACAAACUGUUCAGGAAGGACCAGGAAGCUUCAGCCCAAUCCAAAUGAAGCUAGCGUCUUGAUCUCAUUCAAUAUUAUUCAACCUUGUUGGCAUUGCGGGCAUGUUCUGUUAUGAGUCUUCUUGGCUGGUGAACUUUUGUUGUUUUGUUGGAAUAAUAGGCCAUCUAUAUGGCCUUAAUGUUACAUUUUUCAAUAACAAUUCUUAUUAUUCAUGUAAUUUCUGGAUUUUGUUGAUAGCAUUGUGUGUUUCGUGAUCAUCUAAAUUGAGUUCCUGUUUUCGUAAA